UUGUCUAAUACAUCUAAAAAACAACCUUUUCGAUGUUUUUCCAAAAUAAAAUUAGUUUGUUGGAAGCCUGAAAGUCCUCGUUGACCGUUGUUCAAUGAUACGUGAUAAGUGUUGUUAAAACAAUGGCUAUAAGGAUGCAAGACUGUAGAUCAAUGAGUGAACCGUGCCAAUGUCCACGUUGCCGGUUUGAAAUGCGUAUGUCCAGUCACCUGAUGAAUUGCCAAGAAAAGUGCACCCCGUCCCUAAAAUUCUGUAACAUGGGUGGCUUGCCGCAGGAGAAUCAACCGUCAUUUGACAACUGUCAAAGACCUUGCUGGCCGAAAAGAUCAGUUCCUCAGGAAGUUUCUCAGAAUUUCCACCAGGGAAACUCUCAGAAACUUCCCCAGGAAUCUCCUCUAAAAUGGAAUUGCCAGCCCCUUAGAAAUAUUAUCUAUGGGCAGCAGUCUCCUGGGCAAGCUAACCAGGAAUAUCGGCAGCAAAAUCCACAACAAACUACACAGCAAUUUUCACAGCAAUCUCCUCGAAAGUGUUGUUACCAGGUGCCUCCUCAAAACUUCUGUCAGCAAUCUCCGCGAAACUAUUUCCAACCACCUCCUGGAAUCUUGUUCCAGAAACAUCCUGGAAAUGUAUGCCAAGAAGAUUUCGAAAACGAUCAUUACAAUGGACAACAUAGAAUGAGAAGAAGAUCCUGCUACUGUGUAACCCAUGAAAUGGGCGUUCAAACGGAUGAGACGGAGUGUAAGAUCACAAAAGAUCAGUCCCAGUCACCAACUCCCGAGGAGCCUAAGGAUCCAUCGGUUGAAUAUAUAGCGGUCACCGAAUUCACGACAAAAGAAGUGGAGGUCAAGCAUCACACCGGCGCAAAGGACAUUUACAUCGAACGAGUUCAGUCCGUCAGCCAUUUCCCAACAGGAGGCCAUGAACGCAUCAAAGAGACACCGACUAGAAAAGAGAUACAGGAGGAAAAACCAGAAAAUAAUACCAUUAAAGACGAGUCCAAAGAAGAUAACAUCAUACCCCUUCGAGCCCUGCGCCCAUCGGAGUUGGAGCCCAUAAUGGAGUCUGCAAAGGCGGAAGUUCCUAAAGUCGAUUCUAAAGCCGAAACGGGUGAACUGCUCUAUUACCAAUAUGAGACAUUUGAGCGUGAUUUUGGUGACUCCAAGGAGACUGUGAAGAAAUCCACUAAGAAGGGCAGAAGUGCGCUGGGAUCACCAGCAUCCCGCUUAUCAAAGACUCGUACACCCACUCCCCGAUCUCCUAUUUCCCGAUCACUUACUUCCCGAUCACCUGGAACCCGAUCACCCAUUUCCCUCACACCCUCCCGAGGAUCUCCGACUUCCCAUAAGUCCAUUUACCGCACACCCAGGGAAGACAUGAGCCGCUCUGAAUCCGGAAGGGAUAUCAGUCCACCAUUAUCGCCCCAAAGCAGUGCUACGAAGUCUGAACAAAAUACCUCUAUUGGCAACGAUGAUGAUGCAAGCAAACCCUUUGUCAUGUUAAGUAGUGACAAUUCGGACGAUAAAGAUGAGGAAAUUAAACCUAAGGUGCCAGAAGAAGAGGAGAGAUUACCCUCUGACUACGACAAUUUGAGCACCGUGCACGUGAGGGUUACCAAUAGAAAGGAGGCUUCUGUAAAAAGGCCCAAUGGCGAGAAAUCGAAUGACAAAAUUACUGCGGUCUUCGAGAGCCGAGUUUCCGAGGUGCUUUUAAAGGAACAGGGUGAGAAGAAACCAGGUGAGAAGAAACCAAGUGAGAAGAACGAGGGUGAAAGGCAACCUGGCGAAAAAAAACCAGAAGAAAAGAAACCCGGUGCCAGUAGGCCAGAAAAAAAGAAAUCGAAGGGCUUACCCCCGCCUAAAAUGGAGAUGAAGCGGGGCUAUCCAUCAAAUGAUUUGGUCUGCAGAUUUGCAAAUCCCCCAAAGUGCAAACCCACCUGCAGGAGCUUCAGGUUUCCCUGUCCGUCGUCCAAUCCUUUUAAAUCUUUCAACUCUUUUAACUCCUUCAACUCCUUUAAGCAAUGUCCUUCCCGUUCUCCCAGCACAAGACAAUAUGAUCCCAUCUAUGGCUUUGGCAGCAAGUGUAUCGCUUACUAUUGUCGAUAAUACCAAAAAAAAUGUAAAACUGUCUUAUCAACUAAUGCAAACUAAUAGCCAAUAAUAAAAUAAGU
Drosophila suzukii is the source of this 2167-nucleotide messenger RNA. RefSeq names its product neurofilament medium polypeptide. The record is from RefSeq and is a predicted model, not a curated record. NCBI's taxonomy places the organism in Eukaryota, Metazoa, Arthropoda, Insecta, Diptera, Drosophilidae.